Iphiclides podalirius (scarce swallowtail) is the source of this 1041-nucleotide messenger RNA. Lineage: Eukaryota; Metazoa; Arthropoda; Insecta; Lepidoptera; Papilionidae. The record is from the annotation of a GenBank genome assembly.
AUGCAUUUUUCCAUCCCUGACGUGCAGCAGUUUCGUGAUGAUAAUGGGAUCACUUAUACGGGCUAUAAUAUCUACAUUGAUGGAUUCUAUCAUUGCACUGCACGCUAUAAGCAAUUGCUCAAUCUUCAUGAACAAUUACAGGAAUUUGAAUCUCCAUAUAUAUCUCAAAAAUAUGUUAGGCCUGAUGAUAAAAUUGUAUUGCGUAAAAGUUACUGGGAUCCAUGUUAUGACAUUGAUGUGAUGACAGACCGAGUUUCAUUAGAUUUGUUAUAUUUGCAAACAAUACAAGAUAUUGAUUUAGGAUGGAUAUCUGUAAACUCUGACAUAAUGGAUUUAUUAAAGUCUCAUGAAAUGAGGAAGGAAAAAAAAGAGUACAUAGAGUUGGCCCGCACUACGCGGCACUACGGGCGAGUGCCGGCCGGCGAGGCCGUGACGGACGCGCGCCACGUGAUCGACGCGGCGGCCGAGGGCCAGUGCCGGGUUCGAGUCUCGCUCGCCUCCAAGGAGCUCACGCUGAGCAGCGUGGCGCAGCCCCCGCGCGAGCAGCGCUACAAGGUUACUAGGAUGAGGUGUUGGAGGAUCACCACAUUGCAUGCGAUGGAAAGACUACAGACUAACGGACACGGAUCUCUGUUGGAAGAGUCCAACAAGCACUUCGAGCUCUCCUUUGAAUACCUGAUCAGCAAGGACCACUUGGAGUGGAUAACACUGAGGACGGAACACGCGAUAUUCAUAAGCGUCUGUUUGCAGUCGAUAGUCGACGAGCUGAUGCGCCAGAAAAGCGGCUCGGGGCCGGCGUCGCCCCGCUACAAGCGCGGCGGGCUCACCUAUUUGCGACGCGACGGCUCCAGCCAGCUCAUCACCUCUUCCUCCUCCAGCGACACGCUCAGCUCGGUCAACGGUGAUUCCAUUACAUCUGGCAGUUCCAGAGAAAUAUUCUCUGUUCAGAGACUAACUGAGAAAUUCGCCUCAGUGGCAUUCAAGAGCGGUAAAGACUGUGUGGAGAAUAAUGCCUUUGAAGCAAUAGGCGACGAAGAAUUG